UGUUUUGAAAAUGUUGGCGGGUUUCCAGAUCUUGGUUCAGGAUACAGUACAAGGAAGAAUUCACAAGAUAAAAUUUGGACAAGGAAAUAGAAAAUGGCAUUUUUCAGAACUUUUCAGCGGAAUCUGCCCUCAGUUUCCUCGCUCGUGGACACAAUCAGUAAUGCUGUAGAAGAUUUGACCAGCGCUGUUGGCGAAGUCAGCUAUGCUUUAAGUGACUCAGUUGCUGAACAGGUAACAAGUGUGAUAAAUGGCUUUCGCUCAGAAGAGGAAAGGUCAGCAGCAACAGAAGAAGCAGUCACCUCUAAACAAGAAAACGCCACGUUACCGGAAGUCUCCCAAAACACUAUUUGUCAGAAAACACAAUCCAAUUUCGAGCACAGAGCAAAUCAAAGAAAUUAUUGUAAUACUUCAGUUUCACAAAAGCAAGAUCAAGGAAUAAAUGAGGAAAGAGUAUUUAAACAUACUAAUGAUAGGCAACAGACUCUAUCAAAAUAUCAAGAGACCAAUAAUGCUGGUGAUUCUUCUUUGAAAGACCAUGUGAGUGAUGGCAGGAUAUCCGUUACCAAGCAGAAUGCAAGGACAGGAUCUGCUUCUCAAGAACUUGGACAUACUGACAGUUAUAACAAACAUGGAUUAGGAAUUUCCCGUAAUGGUAAGAAUGAUUUAAAGGAGGUAAUGUAUCCAGAAAGGAAAGAAAAUCAUUUAAAGAAAGCUGAAAAACAUAUGAAAAGUAAAGGAUCCAAAGGGAGCGAGUAUUCAGGAAAUGAGUGUUCUCCAAAAGGUAUUUUGGCCAGUAAUAGACAUAUGAUGCAGAAAUCCGUUAUGAAAGAAGACAUACAGACAGCACCAUUAACUAAUUCUAAAGAUGAGUUACGUGGAAGAAUCAAAGAACAAAUAAAUCCAACAAAAUGCUACAAAGUAAAAGGAGAUAUAAAAAGAAAGAAAAAUGAAGCCAUUUCUGCCACAAAAGGAACAGCAAAGAGUAAAGAUGAAAAAUUUUCUAAAAUAAUACCAGAAAAAGAUAAUUCCUACAUGGACAGAGAUGAGCAUGGUUCAUCCUCUGAAAGUGAAGAUGAAGCACUGGGUAAAUACCAUGAGGCCUUAUCCAGAACACACAAUUCCAGACUGCCACUGGCCGAUUGUAGACAAAAGAACUAUACUUGGGAAACAAGACAAAAAUAUAGUCCUCUAUCUGCAGAGUAUGAUGGAUACAGUAGUGAAGCAUCAAUAGAUGAAGGAAACUGCAUUCAGAGAAUGAGAAGAACACCCCCACUGGAUGAAUUGCAGCCACCACCGUAUCAGGAUGACAGUGGUUCUCCCCAUCUCUCAUGUACACCCUCAGAAAUUGGGGACAGUAAAUGUGAAUUUUCCCACUGCAGCAACAGUCCAAGAUGCUCCUAUAACAAGUGCCCAAGUGAAGGAAGCACAGGUCAUGAAAUAGAAAGUUUUCAUACUAAAGGAUAUGAAGAAGAUGUGCCGAGUGACAGCACUGCUGUCCUGAGCCCGGAAGACAUAUCAGCUCAAGGAUCGUCUUCACAGCUUCCUAAACCUUUUGAUCCUGAGCCAGAAGCUAAAUAUGGCACACUGGAUGUGACUUUUGACUAUGACUCACAAGAACAGAAGCUUCUGGUAACAGUGACAGCUGUCACAGAUAUCCCAACAUAUAACAGGACAGGUGGCAACUCAUGGCAAGUACACCUUGUUCUUCUACCUAUAAAGAAACAGAGAGCAAAAACCAGCAUCCAGAGAGGACCAUGCCCUGUCUUCACAGAAACAUUCAAAUUUAAUCAUGUUGAAUCUGAGAUGAUUGGAAAUUAUGCAGUUCGGUUUAGACUGUAUGGUGUACAUCGCAUGAAAAAAGAAAAGAUUGUGGGGGAAAAGAUUUUUUAUUUAACAAAAUUGAAUCUUCAAGGGAAAAUGUCAUUACCUGUGAUACUGGAACCUUCUUACAAUCAUUCUGGCUGUGACUCCCAAAUGAGCAUGUCAGAAGUGUCCUGUAGUGAAAGUAUGUCCUCAUGUCAUUCUCUCGAACACGGCUCAGUUCCAGAGCUUCUCAUUGGCCUGCUUUAUAGUGCCACAACUGGAAGACUAUCAGCGGAAGUCAUAAAAGGCAGCCACUUCAAAAACUUGGCAGCAAACAGACCACCCAAUGGACUGUUCUGUUGUCUAAAACACUUGAUAGGUGGACAGGUUUAUAUAAUCCGAGAUACAUAUGUUAAAUUAACUCUCCUGAAUUCCAUGGGUCAAGAGAUGUCCAAAUGCAAAACAUCCAUCCGCAGAGGGCAGCCGAAUCCAGUAUACAAGGAAACUUUUGUUUUUCAAGUGGCCCUGUUUCAACUGUCUGAUGUGACACUCAUACUGUCUGUGUAUAACAAACGCAGCAUGAAAAGAAAAGAGAUGAUAGGCUGGAUUUCCUUAGGUCUGAACAGCUCUGGAGAAGAGGAACUCAAUCACUGGACUGAGAUGAAAGAGUCGAAAGGACAGCAAGUAUGUAGGUGGCAUGCACUGCUUGAGUCCUGAUGAAUGGGCCCCACACGCAGCUGCAAUCCCAGGCAGCGUGAUUUCCGAUGACAACAUUACUGUUUUUACCUAGUCACCAUUAGAAGAGUUCUUCUUUGAAGAAUCAUCUUCAACAUUCUACCAAAAUGUUUUCAAUUCUGUGGAAAGAACAUCUAAUACUGACAUAAGUGAAGAAAGGGUGUGUGUCUGGUAGAGCUUGUUGGGGAAAAUGAGAAACUUAUCGUUGUUAAGCUAACAAUCCUCCAGACCUUUAAGAACAUGCUUUUGAAGUUCAUUUUGCUUUAGCAAAAGAGCCAGCCAUCUCACGAAAAAGCAAAGUUGUAAACGAUUUUUUUCUAUUAGAAUUUUUAGUUGCGACACUCUUUUAUCAUUGCCCUACAUAUUAUCCAUAAAACAUAUUUUGACUGGUUCGUCCCUGGUAUUUAAAAUGUUCUUUUAAUAUGAGAAAGUAGUUCUCCAACUCCAUAAGUCAUAGUUAAUGUUGAAGGGUUUUCACCACGUUGGAAAUUGUUUCAUUGCAGAUGUCUUCCCCUUGUGCACUCAGUUUCAUCGUGCCUCGGUUCUUCUCAGCAGCACUAACUCUUCAGUGCAAGCAAGAUUUCAUUUUCACCAAGGAAUUUUUUGAAUAUGUUCUUUUAAAAACUCAUUUCUUCAUUUACCUCUGCUUUUGCGUGAUCCAAAGAGACCAAGUCACUGUACUGGUCCCUGGCGAGUCUCUUAGGCAGGUUGUACUGUAGAACUAUGUAGCUUUCUGUUGAAAGCACUCCCUGUAUUCCUGUAUUCCAAUGUAGGAAGCUAAUAGAGCAGGACCUUACUUGCAAAUGUCUUUCAAUGAUUGACUCUUUCAAAUUGUAGUAAUGUGCAAAUACGUUUUUUACAAACUAAAAAAUCUAGUAGGUGAGCUGUUAAAAAUUGAACACAGUUCGGUUAAAGAAAAUUUUAAUGAUCUGCUCUGAGUAUUUUAGUACCCAACACUGCGUAAAGCAAGUAGCAUUCGAAUAAAAAAAACGUCGUCUCUCUAAAUCUUCUUCACUUUUACUUCAAUUUGUAUUUGUGAUAUAAAGACUCUCCAGUUCUCGGUUUGAACCAGAAUAUCAUGUUCAAAACAGCUCUGAGAUUCCUUAUGAAGUUUCUAGUGACUUGUGACUAGAUUUUAUGAAAUUUACAGAUACGUUCUUCAAGUGAUGUCAUCCUGUGCCUUUCACGUAAGUUAAAUUUGCUUAUACAGCUUGAAAGCUGUAUUUGCGAAAGUAGGCCUUCGAUUUUUAUAAAUGUAAAGAUUCCUCAGAACAGUGUCACAAGCUCUUUAUUUCCUCUGAAGUAUGCAAAAGUUAUAAAAUGUGCUGUUUUUUAAAUGGCAAUGCAUUUUCAGUAGUUGUUUUUAUAUUUAGAAACUCUGGUUAAUCAGGAAUAUUAUAAGCUGUUUUCUUUUUAAUUUUGCUUCUUACCUAAUAUAUAAUUUUAUGCAUUUACUUUAUU
Messenger RNA from Hipposideros armiger (great roundleaf bat), 3999 nucleotides. It is a transcript of the gene SYT14, whose product is annotated as synaptotagmin 14. NCBI's taxonomy places the organism in Eukaryota, Metazoa, Chordata, Mammalia, Chiroptera, Hipposideridae. The record is from RefSeq and is a predicted model, not a curated record. The coding region runs from base 94 to 2520 and encodes 808 amino acids. Gene Ontology annotation, molecular function: phospholipid binding. The transcript has 8 exons.